Molecule: messenger RNA, 373 nt
Organism: Staurois parvus
Lineage: Eukaryota; Metazoa; Chordata; Amphibia; Anura; Ranidae
Source: the annotation of a GenBank genome assembly
GCGGAUAUAGUGAAUGCGGGGUCCGGGGAGAGCGGAUAUAGUGAAUGCGGGGUCCGGGGAGACUGGAUAUAGUGAAUGCGGGGUCUGGGGAGAGCGGAUAUAGUGAAUGUGGGGUCCAGGGAGAGCGGAUAUAGUGAAUGCGGGGUCUGGGGAGAGUGGAUAUAGUGAAUGCGGGGUCCGGGGAGAGCGGAUAUAGUGAAUGCGGGGUCCGGGGGAGAGCGGAUAUAGUGAAUGCGGGGUCCAGGGAGAGCGGAUAUAGUGAAUGCGGGGUCCAGGGAGAGCGGAUAUAGUGAAUGCGGGGUCUGGGGAGAGCGGAUAUAGUGAAUGCAGGGUCCGGGGAGAGCGGAUAUAGUGAAUGCGGGGUUCGGGGAGA